AUAUUGAACUUGGUGACCCACUGUUGAUAACACUGAAUUGUGAGGUACAUAACAGGUAUAAAAGGAAAACACACAAUUCAUUUUUUCCAUAUGUCUAUUAUUCAUUCUAUUCCAGUGCCAAGAAGACUAUUGUGGUAGACAUGAGGACAUUCAUCGUACUUCUUCUUGCCGUGGCGGCAUCCGCCAGAUUGGCACCCCUUCUCACCCAAAGGAAUCGCAUUCCAGGACGUUACAUCGUCAAGCUGAAGAGCGGAGAGAAAGCUGAAGACAUGAUCUCUACCUUGAGCGGAGUGAACGUCCUUUACAAGUACAAGACUGUUUUCUCUGGAUUCGCUGCACAGCUUUCUGAUCGCAUGGUCCAGAAGCUCCGUGAGUCCCCUGCUGUGGAGUAUAUCGAAGAGGAUGGCGUUGUCUUCGCCAACUCAGUGGAGUCCUGGGGUCUUGAUCGUGUUGACCAGCUCAGUCUCCCACUUGAUGACGUUUACACACCAAUCGGUGAUGGCAAUGGCGUCGAUGUCUACGUCAUCGAUACCGGUAUCAAUGAAGGUCAUGUAGACUUUGGCGGAAGGGCGUUCAUCGGAUAUGACGCUCUUGGCGGAUCGGGUGACGACUGCAACGGUCACGGAACUCAUUGCUCUGGAACAGUAGCCGGAACCCUCUAUGGUGUCGCUAAAGCAUCCAAUGUGUAUGGUGUUCGUGUUCUUGGCUGUCUUGGCUCUGGAUCAUGGGCCGGUGUGGUCGAUGGUUGUGAAUGGGUUGCUGACAACCAUGACGGUCCCUCUGUUGCCUCCAUGUCCCUUGGUGGUGGAUCUAGCCAGAUUGUCGACGAUGCCGUUCAAUACAUGGUGGACGCAGGUAUCACAGUCGCAGUAGCCGCAGGAAACGAUAACAGCGAUGCUUGCAACACCUCACCUGCUCGUUCAGCAACAGCUAUCACUGUCGGAGCAACAGAUAGUACCGAUACCCGUGCAACCUUCUCCAACUACGGUCCUUGUGUUGAUAUCUUCGCUCCAGGAGUAGCCAUUACUUCCACCUGGAUCCGUAGUGAUGACGCCAUCAACACCAUUAGUGGUACCUCUAUGGCCUGCCCACAUGUAGCUGGUGCUGCUGCUAUUAUGAUUGGUAUGGACCCUAACAUGUCCCCCAGUGAAGUUAAAGAUGCCAUGCAACUGAAAUCCAUCGCCGAUGCUGUCAUUGACCCCAGAACAGGAUCACCAAACCUCCUGCUUUACGUUGGUGAAGGAAGCGGGGGUGGCUUCAUCCCUGAGCCUUACGUCCCAGUAGGCUGCGGUGGCUACUUCAACGUGUCUGGUGGUAGCUUUGCUAGCCCUAACUAUCCAGACCAGUACGACGAUGGAUCAAACUGUGACUUUAUCUUCAAGGCCCCAGAAGGCGAGGUCGUCAUCGUAACCUUCAACGAUUUCGAUCUUGAAGACGGCGCUGGAUGUCAAUACGAUGUCCUUCAGAUCUACGAUGGACCAAGUGCAUCAGCAACUCUUCUUGGAGAGUACUGUGGAACAGACAGUCCAGGAAUCGUAAGUAGCAGCGGUAAAGACAUGUUUAUCAGAUUCACCUCAGACUCUUCCAUUACUCGCACUGGAUUUUCAGCGGUCUACCGAUUUGGCAUUCCACCCUCACCUCCUGAAACCGGAGAUUGCGGUCAUACUUUCACAGGAAAGAAUGGACUCUUCUCAUCUCCUAACUAUCCAAGUAACUAUGGUAACAAUGAAGACUGUGGUUUCCUCAUCCAGGGAGAAGUAGGAGAGGUUGUCUCAUUGGCCUUUGAUGACUUUGAGCUCGAGCAACAUACUACAUGUGGUUAUGACUCCGUUGAUGUCCAUGACGGUGAUAUGAAUGGUCCUAUCUUGGACAAGCUUUGCGGACUCAAUCUUCCAGGCGUGGUUACAUCCACACAAAGUUCGAUGUAUGUCAGGUUUACAAGUGAUAGCUCGGUUACUCGAAGGGGAUUCUCAGCGACAUACGCAAUCCUGUAAUCUAAAAUGGUAUUCAAUAGUAUUGCAUAAAUAUAUCAAAGGUAUUUGUCUGUUCUAGGGGAGGGGGUGGGUGUCAAAAUUGAGCUAUAAUGUCAAGAAACUCAUUAAUAUAUUGCAGUUACCCAGAUAAAAUUGAAAUCAAUAAAUGUGCAAUGACAAACAGA
Messenger RNA from Lytechinus pictus (painted urchin), 2158 nucleotides. Its product is annotated as extracellular serine proteinase-like. The record is from RefSeq and is a predicted model, not a curated record. Bases 141 to 1994 code for a protein of 617 amino acids. Gene Ontology annotation, molecular function: serine-type endopeptidase activity. Gene Ontology annotation, biological process: proteolysis. NCBI's taxonomy places the organism in Eukaryota, Metazoa, Echinodermata, Echinoidea, Temnopleuroida, Toxopneustidae. The transcript is spliced from 12 exons.